Messenger RNA from Saccostrea cuccullata (small rock oyster), 2779 nucleotides. Its product is annotated as hillarin-like. Lineage: Eukaryota; Metazoa; Mollusca; Bivalvia; Ostreida; Ostreidae. The transcript is spliced from 8 exons. The record is from RefSeq and is a predicted model, not a curated record. The coding region runs from base 1 to 2565 and encodes 854 amino acids.
AUGGGUUGUGGUGGUAGUAAAGAAACAAAGAGUGAGCAGCCCAGACCAAAGACUGCUGGAACACAAACAGCCCAAACUCCUUCAGAGAAGCCGGUAACUAACGGAGUCGUAGAACCAACAGGAAACGGAAGUACUGACGUCAGCGAGGAGGAAGAGACGGGGUCCGACUGUUUGUUCAUUUCUACAGACCCGGGCAAUGAGACACUUAAAAUAGACGGUGAGCUGCCGGAAUAUAACCACAUUAAACCCUCUGAGGAACCGCAAGAAAAUAACAUAAAGAGGGCUACAAAUGUGAAAUUCUUUGAGGACUGGUUCCCGGUAUAUUCAACGGAAACGGAUGCUGAUUCCAGACCGCGAACGGUAACACAUAUAGAACUCAACGUCCCCUCGUCCCGCAGGAAACUUACAAUAGCCGACAUAGACAAGAGAGCCCGAGAGACCCCUAGAGACCAAAUUUCUAGUUUUAAGAGCCUAAAGGACUACUUGUUACGGGAUCUGGAAGGACAGACUGACAGGGAGCGACUAGCGGUACGGGCCAUUAUCGUCUGGCUCAGUGUGCAAGAUGAGACCAAGUUCAGUUCCUUACCAGCUAAUGAGGAAUCGCCAGCGGGAUUUCUAUCUCUACUGGCUAAAAAACAAACUAUGUUCUCCACAUUCUUUACGGUUCUCUGUAGAAAAUUUGGUUUGACUUGCGUCAAAAUCAAAGGAGUAUCCAAAGCGGGGGAUUAUCAGCCGGGUGAUGUCAUUAAGAAGGAAACCAGUGCAGAUAACUGGGCAGCCGUUUAUUUAGAGAACACCUGGAAUAUUGUGCACCCAUUCUGGGUCUGCAGAGGGCUUUUUGGUCAUAAACCUGGCGGAUGGAUCAAACUAGAAGCGGGCGGGAGAGCUGUCGGCAAAUCAGAGGGAGCUUCGGCAGGUGUGUUGAGACGUGCAUUUCAAGAAUAUUAUAUUUUCCCAAAUCCAAUGGAGUUUAUUCACACUUGUCAUCCAGACGAUUCAAAAUGGCAAAUUUCAAAUAAGAAAAUUAGUCGAAAUGUUUUUGAAAAGAUGCCUUAUUUGUUGCCUACCUUUUUUGGAAUGGGAUUGAAGUUAUUAUCGACCGAGAGCUGUUUGUUAAAUACAGUUGAUGGUGCAUGCCUCAUAGAAAUUCAGGCUCCUCUUAAAAAUGCGAAUGAAAUUGAUCUUUGGUAUGAACUGUACCUUAAAGAAGGAACUGGGGAGACCGAGAAAGAGAAACGCAUGUUACAACGAGAAAAUAUUCCUAAAUUAGUGGCGAUGAUUAGAUGUGGCGACUUGUGGCAAUUCAAGUUAUCACUGCCGAUAAAGGGAACAUUCAAAAUUUGCUGCUAUGGAGGUCCUUAUAAAUCGACAUUAGCGAGAAUAGCUGAAUUUAGAAUUGACUGCAAACAACACAAUAAGGACUGUAAUAUUUUGCCCUUUGAUCCUGGUCGUAUUGGAUUUGGCCCCGGGCCAGCUGCCGCAGAAGCUGGAUUUUUUCUCCCAUCCCACGCUGGGGGACUGGUAUCUGUUAAAGUCAACACAAAAAUAGAAAUAACAUUCAUUGUGGAAAGAAUAGUGAUUGAACGUACCACAAUUCAAGCAACAUUAAACAGUUCGAAAUUUGAUCAGACGGUGCUUGAAAAUCUUGUUAGUGUUCGAACUAGUGAAGAAUCGAACACCGUUUAUUUUGAAGCCCAAGUGCCGGAAGAUGGUGAAUACGCUUUAUCAAUCAAAAAAGUCGAACAAGAACAAACACAAGCUAUGACGUCACCCCAAGAGAAGAAAGUGACACAGCCCCAGUUUAAAGAGAAGACAACCACCGUCUGUAACUACUUGUUAUCAACAUUGAUCAAAACAAAAGAGAAAGCCAAUCAGAGAAAUGCCAGAACUGAACUACAGACCACAUUGGCUACUGUUCUGCCGUCUGGAGAGGGGUUAAAACAUGGCAUUGAAAAUAUAGAGAACGGAAUCAAACGCUGUAUGAAACAGGACAUCCCGUCUACAGAUGAUCAGAUAGUGGCGGCAAAAUCUAAACUGGAGCUGUUUAAAUUAAAGAAUGAGGUGCGAAAUGCGCAUUUGCGUCGUAACAUUCACGUGACGAGGAAGGCCAUUGAUCAUAUAAAGUCCUCUCCAUACAGUCGGAUCUGUGAAAAGGAAAUUCACGACCUCGAGACGUUCGAAAAGGAGCUGGAAAAAUUAAAUAAAUUUCCCCAGGAACCCCCGACAUUACACUGGGCUGUUGGGGAACUGGCGAACUCUCCCGUAGUGACUGAAGAGGUCGUUAACACAGUGAGGGCAUUUCUCAUGCUUCUGGGGGAACCAGCUGAAACUUUAAAGACCUGGAACAAAAUUCUUGAUGUUCUACGUCCGCCAGCGGAGAAUCUGCAACUCGUGAGUCUCACGGCACGUAUCAAAGAAAAAGAGAGUUCCAAAGAGCCACUAGACACUGCCAGAAAACGUGAAGUUCAGGAGUGUUUGAGAAAAUAUACCGUUGAUCAAGUCAGAAAUAUUAACGUUGGAGCUGCGGUUAUAUAUGAUUGGACGAGUGAUUUUAUCUUUAAAUGACGACCAACAGCAGACGUUACGGGCCUUUUGACAAAUAAACAGUCAAAAACAUCAAACCGGCCGCAUUUUAAAGAAUUGUCACAAUAAAGGAAAUACAUAGGAAAUUCUCAGUGUGAUAAAACAAAAUAAAUUCGUGGUUAUAAGAUAAGACAGUGUCAACAAGAAUUAUUGACUCAAAUACAAGUCCCACAAGUAUGCUUAAUUUAGAAUGUCU